GAACUCGUCUUCUUCUCCUUCUUCCAUAACACCAUAGAGAUACAUAAUUCUAUACAUACACAUACACAUUCCAUGCAUACACAUAUACACACCAAGAAAACAGAAACAUGGGUCUGCGAGGGAAAUUCUUUUUCCCGUUUCUAAUGAUAUUAUCAUUGUUCCUAAUCAUAAGAUACAACUCCAUAUUGGUCUCGACGGACGCCGCUCUCCGGCCAGGAGACAGGACGGAGACGCCACGUGUCGAGCAGAGGAGGAGGAGGAGGUUGUUUCACACGGCGGUGACGGCGACGGACACGGUGUACAGCACGUGGCAGUGUCGGAUAAUGUACUAUUGGUACAAGAGGUUCAGGGAUAGACCCGGAUCUGAGAUGGGCGGGUUUACCCGGAUUCUUCAUUCGGGUCGACCCGAUUCCUUCAUGGACGAGCUCCCUACCUUCGUUGCUCAUCCUCUCCCUUCCGGCAUGGAUCAGGGAUAUGUAGUUCUGAAUAGGCCGUGGGCAUUUGUGCAAUGGCUCCGACAAGCUCACAUUCAAGAAGAUUACAUUCUCAUGGCAGAACCGGACCACAUCAUAGUUAAACCUAUACCUAACCUAGCUAGAGGCAAUUUCGGAGCUGCAUUCCCAUUUUUCUACAUCGAACCGAAAAAAUAUGAACCCGUUCUAAGAAAAUACUUCACGAAGGGGAACGGUCCGAUUUCAAAGAUCGAUCCCAUUGGAAACUCUCCGGUUAUCGUUUCCAAGAGUGCACUGAAGAAGAUUGCUCCGACAUGGAUGAACGUUUCCUUGGCGAUGAAGAAUGACCCGGAAACAGAUAAGGCGUUUGGUUGGGUCCUCGAAAUGUAUGCUUAUGCUGUUUCUUCGGCGUUGCAUGGUGUUAGUAACAUUCUACGUAAAGACUUCAUGAUUCAGCCUCCUUGGGACGCCGAAGUUGGAAAGACUUACAUUAUCCAUUACACAUACGGAUGCGAUUUCGACAGAAAGGGAAACAUGACGCCUGGAAAGAUCGGGGAAUGGAGAUUCGACAAACGAUCUUAUGGCAACGAGCCGCCCCCGAGGAACCUGACAUUGCCACCGCCCGGAGUUCCCGAGAGCGUGGUGACGUUGGUGAAAAUGGUGAACGAAGCUACGGCUAAUAUCCCCAACUGGCAUCCCUCAUGAGAUUAUAUAUAAUCAAGAUUCAUUCAGUUCGCUUAUCUGUGUUUGCUAGUUUUGUAGAUUCUGUGAUCUCUAUCUCUUAACAUUACAAGACGCAGAGUUUUCUCACACAGCUUCAAGGGUUCUUCGGUCAUUUCAGAUUUCGGUUUGGAUUCAGUUUAAUUUUAGUUUCGGUUUUUAUCGAAAAAAUACUUAUUUUUUAAAGAGAUUUUUCGGUUUU
Messenger RNA from Tarenaya hassleriana, 1374 nucleotides. RefSeq lists its product as uncharacterized. Bases 108 to 1157 code for a protein of 349 amino acids. The record is from RefSeq and is a predicted model, not a curated record. The transcript is spliced from 8 exons. Gene Ontology annotation, molecular function: glycosyltransferase activity. NCBI's taxonomy places the organism in Eukaryota, Viridiplantae, Streptophyta, Magnoliopsida, Brassicales, Cleomaceae.